CUGUUGUUUCUGUGAUUCUUCCUUAUGUUCGUUCCUCUUCUACUUACUAUUUCCUCUAUUCCUAUUACCCUAGUAUUGGGUACACCAUCCAACGUAUGUCAGAGUAUAUGUUGGAAUACACCCUACUGUGGUGAUUCUGGUUAUACAUCCUAUUGUAAGAGUGAUGGCUUAUGUUAUGGCCUCUAUCAUAGAGGUAAUGCUGCAUAUUGUUAUCAACCUGAGGAUCCCUCUUGUAAUGGUGAUGUAUUAGAGCCUGUUAGCUGUUCACAAGAUGUUGUAGCUUCCUGUGAGGAUGUAUGUGAUUCCAUACCAAGUUGCCAUGCAUCCAAGUCUAAGUCCCAUUGCCGUACCUGGGCUAAGGCACCAGUAUGCUAUGGUAUAUUCAAGAGAGAUGAUGGAUCCUUAUGCUAUGCCCCUGAGGAUGAUGAUUGUCAUGGUACUCCUCUGGAAUGCCCUAGUAUACAACUUCGAAAUGAAGCUGUCCAUUCCCCUCUUACUACUACCUCUACAUCUGAUGAACAAUCCAACAAGGUUAAUGGCAUUGUUGUGGUAGUAUAGAUACAGUAGUAAUUCGUGAUGAUAGUAGUAAUAAUGAUGUCAAAACAUGAUGCGUUUUCAUGCAGGCUACUGGUCUCUGACGACAUCGAAUGUGUUUUGGGACUGUUAUUACCAUUGCAUCAAACAUCAUUAUAAUUCCACUAUGUUACUACUGCUGCUACUAUUAUGUUGCAGGAAUACGACUCCACCUACCACAAUUCGAUCAACUUGGUUGUACUGUAUUAUGGGAGGACCUGUGUACUAUCUAGUAGAUGUUGUAGCAACAUCCUCAAGUUCU
Perkinsus marinus ATCC 50983 is the source of this 835-nucleotide messenger RNA. RefSeq lists its product as hypothetical. NCBI's taxonomy places the organism in Eukaryota, Perkinsozoa, Perkinsida, Perkinsidae. Bases 25 to 558 code for a protein of 177 amino acids. The record is from RefSeq and is a predicted model, not a curated record. The transcript has a single exon.